AUGGUAAGUGACACCGUCGCUGCACAAAGAAGAGACAAUUCCGACUUCUUCUCCUUUCGGACUGUUGACAAGGCUGGCUUUGUCUGUAGGAGAACGUUAAGUACCAAAGAGAGGCAUGAGUAUAUCGGUGCGGUCAAGUGCCUCGCGACGAAAUCUUCACAGACUGGAAACAUCUACGCCGGUGCCAAGUCCCGUUACGACGACUUUCAAGUCAGCCAUAUCGUGAAUACUGACUUUAUCCACUACGUUGGGUUCUUCCAAGCGUGGCAUCGGAUAUUCAUAGCCCAGUAUGAGAAAGAUCUUCGAGAUCUUUGUUGCUAUAGUGGUGCUCAACCUUAUUGGGACUGGACACUUGACUCGAACUCUAUAGAGGACUUCGAAAGUUCUCCCAUCUUUGAUGCAGAGACAGGUUUCGGAGGUAAUGGCGUUUUCAUCGAUAUCAGUGGCUGGACAAACGUCACUCGGCAGGUCUCUGGCAGGACAGGAGGAGGUUGCGUUACCGAUGGCCCUUUUGCCAAGGGGGAAUUUGAGGUGCACGCAGGCCCAGACAGCUCAAGUGCCUACAACCCGCGUUGCCUGGCGCGCGACAUCUCUGCAGAAUAUGGCAUCUCAAAGCUCAACCAAACCGUAGUCGACUGGACUCUCGAAGCCAAAGACUUCUUCGAGUUCGACCAGCGCGUCCAAGGCGGCGUCAGCUCUGAAUCUCAAGGAUAUCACGGUGGCGGUCAUCUUGCCAUUGGCGGUAGUCUCGGCGAGAUGGGCGACAUGUACUCUUCGCCUGGCGAUCCUAUCUUCUGGCUACAUCACACCAACGUUGAUCGGCUCUGGGAUAAGUGGCAGAGACUGGAUUGGCCUGCUAGGAAGAGCGACAUCAGCGGUCCUGAUACCCAAUUUGCGUAUCCUUAUGAUUUCUUUGGCGACAAGGAGUACAAGAACAUCACUCUUGCUUACGUGAUCGACUUUGGCAACUUGCUUCCUGAUAGGCGAUACGUUACGGUUGAAGAGGCUAUGGACACUCGGCGGCUGUGCUACACAUAUGAGUAA
Molecule: messenger RNA, 1044 nt
Organism: Fusarium mangiferae
Lineage: Eukaryota; Fungi; Ascomycota; Sordariomycetes; Hypocreales; Nectriaceae
Exons: 6
Coding region: 1-1044 (347 amino acids)
Molecular function (GO): oxidoreductase activity
Source: RefSeq, a predicted model, not a curated record